AUGGCCUCUAACAAGCUCGCGCUCGGUCUUGCAGUCCUUGGACUUGCUGCCGCUCAGAAGCCCGGAAACACCCCUGAUGUCCACCCUCAGUUGACGACGUACCGAUGCACUGUGGCCGAUGGCUGCAAGGAAUCGACCAACUACCUCGUCCUUGAUUCGUCUGCUCACUGGGUUCACCAAAGCAACAAUGCUGGCUGUGGUGACUGGGGAAACAAGCCGAAUGAGACUGCCUGCCCUACCAAGGAGGCAUGCGCUCAGAACUGCGUGAUGGAGGGUCAAACCGACUACACGAGCAUCGGCGUCAACUCGAACGGCUCCUCAUUAAACAUGCAGCUAAUCGUCGGCGACAACGUCGUUUCUCCCCGUAUCUACCUCCUCGACGAAGCCAAGGAGAAGUACGAGCUUCUCAAGCUCACGGGCUCUGAAAUCGCGUUCGACAUUGAGGCUAGCCACCUUCCCUGCGGUAUGAACAGUGCUCUCUACCUCUCCGAGAUGUUAGCGGAUGGAGGAAAGAGUGAAUUGAACACUGGUGGAGCUGCUUGGGGAACAGGUUACUGCGACGCCCAGUGCUAUGUGACCCCUUUCAUCAACGGUGAAGGCAACGUUGAGGGCAAGGGAGCCUGCUGCAACGAAAUGGACAUCUGGGAAGCCAACUCCCGCGCCAACCAAAUCGCGCCUCACCCCUGCAACCAGACCGGUCCUUACCUCUGCACAGGAGACGAGUGUGCCGCCGACGGUGUCUGCGACAAGAACGGUUGCGGAUGGAACCCGUACCGCCUAAACCAACCCGAGUACUACGGGCGCGGCGCAAACUAUACCGUAGACACGACCAAACCCUUCACCGUGGUAACCCAAUUCCCCGCUGACGAGAGCGGCAAGCUCAAGGAGAUCCACCGGCUCUACGUACAAGGCGAUAAAGUGAUCAAAGCCGAAGUCGUGAAGAAGGAAGGCGUGCCCGAAGUCGCGUUCACAAACGACGAGUACUGCACGGCAACCGGCGCGACCAAAUUCAUCGGUCUAGGAGCGCAUGAGCAAAUGGGUGAUGCGUUGACCCGAGGAAUGGUGUUGGCGUUUAGCAUCUGGUGGGAUGAGGGUGGUAACAUGUCGUGGCUCGACGGUGCUAAAGACGGUGCUGGUCCUUGCAAUGCUACCGAAGGAAACCCUACCAACAUCAAGAAGAUCGAGGCGCAUCCUGAGGUUACAUUCAGCAACCUGAAGUGGGGAGAGAUCGGAUCGACUUACCCUGCCAGUUCGAUACAAUGA
Molecule: messenger RNA, 1263 nt
Organism: Hypoxylon trugodes
Lineage: Eukaryota; Fungi; Ascomycota; Sordariomycetes; Xylariales; Hypoxylaceae
Product: glycoside hydrolase family 7 protein
Exons: 3
Coding region: 1-1263 (420 amino acids)
Biological process (GO): carbohydrate metabolic process
Molecular function (GO): hydrolase activity, hydrolyzing O-glycosyl compounds
Source: RefSeq, a predicted model, not a curated record